Molecule: messenger RNA, 777 nt
Organism: Acytostelium subglobosum LB1
Lineage: Eukaryota; Evosea; Eumycetozoa; Acytosteliales; Acytosteliaceae
Exons: 1
Cellular component (GO): cytoplasm; nucleus
Molecular function (GO): protein binding
Source: RefSeq, a predicted model, not a curated record
AUGUCUACUCACUCCUCUCUUAUGAGUGCUGCGGCAAUGGGAGAGUCAUUAAGAGUAUUGGAUAUGAUCAGGAAUGAUAGAUCUUUGGAUGUGAAUCAGGUCGAUUCAAAAGGUUAUACACCAUUGCAUCUGGCAUGUUCAUUGGGUCACUUCGAUGUGGUUCACGUAUUGAUCAAUGAGGGCAAUGCAAGAUUCGACCAAGCUGAUCGAAAGGACUGCACUGCAUUGUUCAAGGCGGCACAGGCCGGACAACCUGGCAUUGUUGAGUUGCUCAUCAAGAAGGGCGCUCAGAUCAACAAGCAGGACGAUGAUCAUGCCACACCAUUGUUUGCCGCCUGCGAGGCUGCUUGCAAUACCUCCACCGCCAGAGAUGGUGUGUCAAGAGGCGCUGGCAAUGCGUCAUCCAUCUACACCGACAUCGUGUCGCUGUUGCUCAAGGCCAAUGCCAAUGUAUCGAUUCGAAACAAGUCUGGCAAGACAUCAUUGAUGAUGGCAGUACGUUCAAAACAUCUUCAGUUGGUAAAGCUACUUCUAGAUGCAGGUGCAGUCGUUGACGAUCGUGAUACACUAGGUAUAUCAGUGAUGGAUUAUUCAGAGGGUGACAAGGACAUCCAAGCAAUACUGCUCGGUAAGCCACUGCCUAGUGUUGUCUCUGGAAUCAACACUACAACAACAUCAUCUGCGUCCACUACUUCUGCCAGGCCCACCAACUGUACCAAAUGUUCUGCAUCACUUGGCUCUUCGGCCAAGUUCUGCUCCAAGUGUGGAACACGUGUC